This is a messenger RNA of Trichosurus vulpecula (common brushtail), 2573 nucleotides long. It is a transcript of the gene SPATA18, whose product is annotated as spermatogenesis associated 18. The record is from RefSeq and is a predicted model, not a curated record. NCBI's taxonomy places the organism in Eukaryota, Metazoa, Chordata, Mammalia, Diprotodontia, Phalangeridae. The transcript has 16 exons. Bases 289 to 1725 code for a protein of 478 amino acids. Gene Ontology annotation, biological process: mitochondrial protein catabolic process; mitophagy by internal vacuole formation. Gene Ontology annotation, cellular component: mitochondrial outer membrane.
AGGAGGGGCACCCUAAGGGGCGGCGGAUGCAGGCUCCUGAGGGUCACGGAACAUCUCCCCUCCCCACCCCCUUUCCCCUUCCCAACCCCUUCGCAUCCCGGAGCUGCAGGUGCUGAAGACCCUGGGGUAAAGAAUGGAAAUGCCUUUUGAGCUCUAAAGGUCCCCUCCCCCUGCUCUCCCCCGCCCCCCCCCCCCCAUUUAGGAAGAAAACAUUCUUCCUGCCCUCUGCCCUUCCAAAAUUGACGUACACCUGUAAAACCCAAGGACAGCCUAAGAACAAGGACAGCCAUGGCGGACAGCCUGAGGAGAUUAGUUAACAACGAAGGCUGUCGGAUGUUGCAGGAGAAAUUGGAGACGUGGUACAAGGAUUACUAUAUGAACUCAUGUGAUCAGAACUUGAAUUGUUGCUGCGAAAUAAUUGAACUGAAUUCCAGAAUACAGGGGCAGCUCUUCACGAUCCUCAGCCUAACAGCGCAAGAAGGUGGACAUUACGCUGGUGUGGAAACAAUCAAAUCUCGACUUCUGCCCUGGCUAGGGACUUGUUUCUCCAAUUCUUCUGUGGGAAAACCCAUUGACAACAACUUAAGCCUUUUUCAGGAGUCACUUGAAAAGGACAGACAACUGCGAGAACUUUCUGCUGCUCGGGAACGGGAGAUACAACAGUUAGAUUCGGAAUUGAAUUCAACUCGUGUACAACUCAGCAUGGUUCAACAAGAACUCAAGUCUCUUCAAGCCCAGGACGAGUCCCGCCAACGCAGCUUGGAAAUGCUAACUGACUAUGAACGACAACUUCGGGCUCUGAAGGAUGAGAUUGCUGUCCUGUCUGCAGAAAAAUCUGUUCUCCAGAGCAGACUCUCCAGGAGCCGGUCUCCUAGCCCUGAUUCCCAAGGCGGCAGGCCUUCCAGUCCCGUUCAAAAAGAGAUGACCCUGGCACCUCUAGCCAACAGAAUGAGCACUGUCUCACGCAAAGCUAAUCUCCUGGCCCGUUUCAGUGAUGCGUAUGCUCAAGGCCGCCUGGAGGCACAGACCUUGCUCAAGAGAUACAUUGAUAAGAUGGAAACAGUGCAGAGGAUCAUCUAUAUUGCCACAGUGGAGUCUUUCCACGUAGCUAAGAUGGCAUUCAGACACUUCAAAAUACGUGUGAGGAAGACUUUAACACCAGGUCAUAUAGGGGCAGAGUCUAUUGAGGACAUUGUCAUGGAUUACAUAAUUUGUCAUCUUGAUUUAUAUGAUGUUCAAAGCAGCGUUAACGAUGUGAUUCGUGCCAUGAAUGUGAACCCCAAGAUUUCUUUUCCACCUGAAGUUGACUUUAUAGUUAUCAGCUGCUUCAUCAAAGAGAUAUGCUGUAUUGCAUUCGCAAUGCAGACUUUGGAUCCUCCCCUAGAUAUUGCAUUUGGUGCUGAUGGAGAGAUUUUUAAUGAUUCCAAGUAUCGCCGCAGCUGUGACUCUGAUUUCACGGCUCCCUUGGUCUUCUAUCACGUGUGGCCUGCUCUGAUGGAGAAUGAAAUUGUCAUUAUGAAGGGAGAAGCUGUCACCAAGAGAGGGGCUUUUUGGUCAUCUGUGAGAAACAUCAACCGAAGUAGGAGCCGAAGUCUAAGCCCUAUCCAUCACCGUGGUAGCCUGGGUAAAAGCGGGGUAUCAAGAAGUCGAAGCCCUUCUCCACCAAGAAAUAUCAAUACAAUUUUCUUUUUCAGGCAGAACAAGCCUAAUCCUUUUUCAACAUGACAGCCAUUCAAAUACUUAACGACCUUUUCUGACCAUCUCCACCUCAUUGGAAACUUGAAAUCCACCCCUGGGUCGCUGGCUCUGAUAGAGAGAAGUUCAAGUAUGAGCAGAUGGGUAGCCAGGUCCGGUCCCCUGACACUUAGGAUGUUCUAGCAGAAAGGCCUUGGUUGAUCUCAACUGUUAUGAAAGUUCACUGGGAGAAAAAUCAUCUCCAUGGUAACCAGGGCCAAAGCUGAUUAGUGCUUUUUGGAUCAACAUCCACAGCCAUUGGAAGUAAAUGAGUUUAAAGCUUGUGAAGACCACAGGGUGGUUCCUCCCAGAAGCAUUUGAGCCACAAGGGAUGAAGCCAACAAAUUCAACUGGCAUCAGCAAAACUCAUCUUCCCCUAGGCCCCGACGAUUGUACCUACACCCUUCAUUGAAAGUCUAGGCAAUCAACAAACAAUAAAUCAAGCCCUGAAUUUGUAAUGUUUGCUGAUUUCUGAGGUGGAGGAACUAAGGCUCAGAAGAAUACACUGAUUUUUGUGAAACUCCUGAUGCUGUUUAUAAGUGGCAGAUCAUGUGCUUGAACCCACACCCACAACUGUUUUUACCUCUUCACCAAAACAUCACUUUCGUGACUGAAGAGCAACCUCCCAAGAGAUCUCUGACAUAGGCAAGUAGUGAAAGACAAGUCUUGUGCUGAUGACCUUGUGACAUCCAGGCUAUAAAGAGAGUCGGCUGAAGAUGUGCUGUUUGAUCAUGGCUGAAGGGACCUUUUCAGAGUGGAUUCCAUUCAUAGCACUCUGACCUCUACCCACCAAAUCUUCCUAUAUGCGUUGGGGAAAAUAAAUUCAAUUCAACAAACAU